AUGUCGGCAGGUGAGGAGCGGGGCGAUGAGGCGGCAGCGCCCGUGUACGUGUACGAAUCCAAGGUCCACUGUGCCAAUGUGCUGUUGAGCCUGGAGGAGCAGCGGCGGCAGGGCAUCCUGUGCGACGUGACCGUGUUGGUGGAGGGUCGGGAGGUGCGCGCACACAGGGCUGUUCUCGCUGCCAGCAGCCGCUACUUCUUGCAGGCCCUGCUGGGCCACAACGGAUCACCAGGCGAAACGGAGCCCAUCAUCAACCUGCCAGACAAGGUGACAGCAAAGGGUUUUGCUCCACUGCUCCAGUUUGCCUACACAGCUAAGCUGGUUUUAAGUCGCGAAAACAUCCACGAGGUCAUCCUGUGUGCCGACUUCCUGGGCGUUCACAACUUGGAGGACUCUUGCUUUCGGUUCCUUCAAGCUCAGCUACAGAACGACAGCCAAAUCGCCACUAACGGCAAGGUGGAAUAUGGUGAUGACAUCACCGAGGAUGCAGCCUUUAACGAGGCGAUAUCUUCAGAUGAGACGAGGCAGCAGACAAAUCACGUAGCAAGCACUGCGUCACUUCCCGCUGACCUUUCUCAAUGUCCAAAAUACAGGAAGUAUCAGUACCAGAUCUGUGAUAAUAAGCACAAUGGAGAAACCCAUUAUGGCAGUGAUGAUGCCAACCAUACCUCAGUCAGCCCUGUGAGCUCACAGCUCAGAGACAGCCGUGCCGCUCCACAGACUCUCCUUACACCCUCCAGGAUCAAGGAGGAACCAUUCAUGUUUGAAGAGGAAGGAGAUGAAAGGAGCGGUUGCAACCCAGAACUGUGUACUGAAGAAGUACUGGAGAUGGAGCUGGAGGUAGAAGGGGUUCCAGUAGCAACUGAGCACUCUCCAAGCCGAGGUUCACCCUCUUCCUGCCUGCGCUCUUACCUCCAGAGAGGCGGCCUGGAUCUCAGUGGCGUGCCCAGCACCACUAUCCAGCAACUACUCACCAACAGACUGUCCCUCAACCACUACAGGGAGCUGGUCAAAGACAGGCAGAGGGAUAAGAGGGACUUCAAGACCGGCAUUGCAGAUGUCAUACCAACAGCUCUGACUGGCAUUGGCAAGAACAUGGAAAGGCCAUUGUCCAAAGCCUCCUCCUCUAAACAAGAGGGGGAGCUAGACAGAGCCAGCGUCAUUUUCUCUUCAGCAGCUGGAGAACGACAGAUGUUGGCCCAUUCUUACAUGGACGAUAAGUUCAGAGAAAAAGUCUCAACCCUGAUGCAGGUAGAAGCUCCCUCUUCCGGACGCUCCUGCCUCACCACCAGCUGCCCUCUUCCCAUCAAGACUUCAGUCCACUCCCCUUCCCCUUCUGAGCCCCGGACACAGACCUCCAGCUCCCGUUCCUCAUUCUCUUACCCAGAGGACGCAGGCAGUGGUAGCUCCCCUUCCAGCCUUCCCCAGUUUGACUUCUCGUCAUCCCCACUCUCAGGCUCCACCUCUGGACUGUCACACUGCCUGGCUGGGGUAGUGGAGCAGAGGAACCCCCACAGUGGAGAGGUGGUCUUCUCUCAGGGUUGCUCCAGUAUCAAAAGUGAACAGGGAUUUGGUGCCAGUGGCGGUAACUCCAGUGACGAAUCAGGCUCUUUCUCAGAGGGGGACAGUGAAAGUGGUGUCUCCAGAGUCUCUGGCCCUGAGGUAAAACUUCCCUUCCCUGUAGACCAGAUCACCAACCUGCCACGCAACGACUUCCAGAUCCUCAUCAAGAUGCACAAGCUGACCUCAGAGCAGCUGGAGUUCAUCCAUGACAUCCGCCGCCGCAGCAAAAACCGCAUCGCCGCCCAGCGCUGCCGCAAGAGGAAGCUCGACUGCAUCCAGAACCUGGAGUGCGAGAUCCGCAAACUGGUGUGCGAGAAGGAAAAGCUGCUGAGCGAACGCAACCAGCUGAAGGUUUGUAUGUCCGAGCUGUGGCAGAACCUGUCUUUCCUCUCACAGCAGCAAGUGUGCAGGGAGGUGCAGGGCAGCCAGCCGCCACCUGUCUCCGCCAGCAUCGACCUCACAUCCAACCCGCCAUCGCCUUCUUCUGACGGGGGCUCCUUCUCACGGCCCAGGUCACCUGCGUCACAACACAGCGACAUUGCGUUUCUGUCUGACAGGGGUCCCAGUCAGGGGGGGCUGGAGGAUAGGCAGGCGGGGGUGGAGGUGUCAGGUGUGGGGCAGGAGAACCCCGAGCUGGUGCUGGGAUCCACGGAGGAAGUAUGUAGCCCCACUGUAACAGUGGACUUCUGUCAGGAAAUGACUGAGAAAUGCACCACAGAGGAACAGAAGAGACAGAACUGUACUUAG
Messenger RNA from Plectropomus leopardus (leopard coralgrouper), 2310 nucleotides. Lineage: Eukaryota; Metazoa; Chordata; Actinopteri; Perciformes; Serranidae. The record is from RefSeq and is a predicted model, not a curated record.